AUGUACUUCCUUCGUUUUGUGGUCGCAGCAUUUUUGGUUCCAGCUAUAUUAUGUUACGAUGCGGAGUACGACAAAUUGGACACUGAUAAAAUUCUUGCAGAUGAUGCAUUGUUCUCUUCAUAUAUUGAUUGCUUUCUGGAUAAGGUACCCUGUACAGCUGAAUAUUCUAGUGAAUUCAAAAAAAUACUUCCAGAAGUUAUAAAAGAAUCGUGUGGUAAAUGUUCUCCACUGCAAAAGCAAAACGUAAGGAAAAUAGUAAAAACUCUGUUCGAGAGGAUGCCGGAAAAUUCUAAGGAAUUCAAGAAAAAAUACGACCCAAAUGGCGAAUAUGAGGCUGAUUUUAUGGCGUUUGUAAACGGUGCAGACUAA
Molecule: messenger RNA, 369 nt
Organism: Parnassius mnemosyne (clouded apollo)
Lineage: Eukaryota; Metazoa; Arthropoda; Insecta; Lepidoptera; Papilionidae
Source: the annotation of a GenBank genome assembly